This is a messenger RNA of Frieseomelitta varia, 1896 nucleotides long. RefSeq names its product T-complex protein 1 subunit theta (gene CCT8). NCBI's taxonomy places the organism in Eukaryota, Metazoa, Arthropoda, Insecta, Hymenoptera, Apidae. Gene Ontology annotation, cellular component: chaperonin-containing T-complex. The record is from RefSeq and is a predicted model, not a curated record. Gene Ontology annotation, molecular function: ATP binding; ATP-dependent protein folding chaperone; ATP hydrolysis activity. Gene Ontology annotation, biological process: protein folding. The coding region runs from base 140 to 1774 and encodes 544 amino acids. The transcript is spliced from 5 exons.
GCCAUAAUAGCAGUCUCAAAGGAAAGAUCUGGAUUCUAUCAUUUUUGACGGAAAGUUAAAUUAGUGUAUUCAUUCUGAAUCGCACGUGUGGUGUAAGGGUUUUCAAAUUUUUAUAAUAACAAAAAAAAAAAAAUAAACUAUGGCUUUACACGUACCAAAGGCACCGGGUAUGGCCCAAAUGCUUAAAGAAGGUGCCCGCUAUUUCUCAGGUUUGGAAGAAGCAGUAUAUGGAAAUAUAACAGCAUGCAAACAGUUUGCUCAAACUGUAAGAACUGCGUAUGGUCCAAAUGGCAUGAAUAAAAUGAUAAUUAAUCAUAUCGAAAAAUUAUUUAUCACUAAUGAUGCUGCCACAAUUAUUAAUGAAUUGGAAGUUGAACACCCAGCUGCUAAAUUGUUAGUUCUGGCAUCGAAAAUGCAAGAAGCAGAAGUUGGUGAUGGUACUAAUUUUGUGAUAAUUUUUGCUGGGGCACUUCUUGAAGCUGCAGAGGAAUUACUUCGUUUGGGAAUUACUACAUCUGAAAUAGUUGAAGGAUAUGAAGCUUCCUUAGAAAAAGCUUUGCAAAUAUUACCAACAUUAGUUUGUUAUGAAGUAAAAGAUUAUCGAGAUGAAAAGCAAAUACAAGUGGGAAUUAAGACAGCUAUUAUGAGCAAACAGUAUGGAAAUGAGGAACCUCUUACUUCUCUUGUUGCGCAGGCUUGUGUAUCCAUUUUACCAAAGAGAAGUACUUUCAAUGUGGAUAACGUACGUGUUUGUAAAAUACUAGGCAGUGGUAUAUCUAGUUCUGAAGUUGUACAAGGAAUGGUAUUUAAGAGACAAGUUGAAGGAGACGUUACAAGGAAAGAUAAUGCCAAAAUUGCUGUCUAUACCUGUGCAGUAGAUAUUAUACAAACUGAAACAAAAGGAACAGUACUAAUAAAAACAGCAGAUGAACUGAUGAAAUUCUCUAGAGGAGAGGAAUCCUUAUUGGAAUCUCAAAUAAAAGCAAUUGCUGAUAGUGGAGCUACUGUAAUUGUUUCAGGAGGAAAGUUUGGAGAUAUGACUUUACACUACAUGAACAAGUACAAUAUAAUGGCUGUUCGUAUACCUAGCAAAUUUGAUAUUAGGAGAUUAUGUAAAACUGUUGGUGCUACGGCACUUCCAAAAUUGGUUCCACCGUCAAAAGAAGAACUAGGAUAUGCAGAUUCGGUAUAUAUCGACGAAGUCGGAGAUACUAUGAUAGUAAAGUUUACAAUAAAUGGGAAAGAUAGUCGUAUUAGUACUAUAAUCGUUCGGGGAUCCACGGAAAAUUACAUGGAUGAUAUUGAACGAGCUAUUGACGAUGGAGUUAAUACGUUCAAAGGAAUAACGAGAGAUGGACGAUUUGUUCCUGGCGCAGGUGCUACGGAAAUUGAACUAGCUGCACAACUUAGUACAUAUGCAGAUACUUUACCAGGCUUAGAACAGUAUGCAGUACGCAAAUUUGCAACGGCUUUAGAAAUUUUCCCAAAAACCCUAGCAGAAAAUAGUGGAAGUCAUGCUUCUGAACUUUUAUCCAAGCUUUAUGCUGCCCAUAAAGAAAGUAAAAAGAAUUAUGGUUUUGACAUUGACCAAAAAGCAGGUCUUAUAGACACAGUUGAAGCUGGAAUUUUGGAUUUAUUCUUAACAAAACAAUGGGGUUUAAAAUAUGCUGUUGGCGUUGCAUGCACUGUACUUAAAAUCAAUCAAAUUAUUAUGGCAAAGCGUGCAGGAGGACCAAAAGUACCAGGCGGUGGUGUUCGCGAUGAUGACGAAUGAUAAUACAUAAAGUAAAUGUCAUAUAUACACAAAUGAAACAUUUAAUUAUUCAUUAAUUUUUAUGUUUAACUUAUAAUAUUAUAUUACAACAGCUUUUCAUUAAACUUUAUGUCAAACAAAAA